AUGCUGAAUAUGGGUGGGCCAUCCACCGUCUCCGAGACACACGACUUCCUCAAAAACCUCUUCUCGGACGCUGACCUCAUCCCGCUGCCAUUCCAGUCCAUCCUUGCGCCAAUCAUCGCCAAGCGACGCACACCGCAGAUCGAGCAGCAGUACACCGACAUCGGCGGGGGCUCUCCCAUCCUGCGCUACACGAACAUUCAGGGCGAGCGCAUGGCCGCACUCCUCGACGAGCUGAGCCCCACGACCGCACCGCACAAGCACUACGUCGCGUUCCGAUACGCGAAACCGCUCACGGAGGAGACGGCGCGGCAGAUGAAGGCAGACGGUGUCAAGCGCGCGGUCGCGUUCACGCAGUACCCGCAGUACAGCUGCAGUACGACGGGCAGCAGUCUGAAUGAGCUGUAUAGGAGGGGCAAGGCAGGCGAGUUUGGGGACGUGGAAUGGAGCGUGAUCGAUCGCUGGGGAAUGCAUCCAGGUUUUGUCGAGGCUGUCGCGCAAAAUAUCGAGCGUGCACUUGCCAAAUUCCCCGAGUCCAAGCGAUCGGAGACGGUGCUAUUGUUCUCCGCACAUUCACUGCCCAUGUCGGUCGUAAACCGCGGGGAUCCGUACGUCUUGGAGGUGUCUGCGUCCGUGUCCGCAGUGAUGGACCGCCUCAAGCACUCGCACCCUUACCGGCUGGUGUGGCAGUCGCAGGUAGGGCCCUCGGCGUGGCUAGGGAUGCAAACCGGCAAGGCACUAGAGGGUCUCGCGAGGCUCGGACAUAAGCAGGUGGUCUUAGUGCCGAUCGCAUUCACGAGUGACCACAUCGAGACCCUGUACGAGCUCGAUCUGGAGUACACAAAAGAAGCACAGGAGCACGGCAUCGAGGUGCACCGGGCGGAAUCGCUGAACGAAUCACCGGUGUUCAUCAGGGCGCUGGCAGACCUCGCUGCUGCACACCUGGCGGACGUGGGGGUAGGACGGGCGGGAUACACGAGCGUGCAGAUGGGGCUACGAUGCCCCGGGUGCACGAACGCUACGUGCGGGCAGCAGAAGGCAUGGUUCGCGCGUGGGGGGCGCUAG
Molecule: messenger RNA, 1062 nt
Organism: Laetiporus sulphureus 93-53
Lineage: Eukaryota; Fungi; Basidiomycota; Agaricomycetes; Polyporales; Laetiporaceae
Product: ferrochelatase
Exons: 4
Coding region: 1-1062 (353 amino acids)
Biological process (GO): heme biosynthetic process
Molecular function (GO): protoporphyrin ferrochelatase activity
Source: RefSeq, a predicted model, not a curated record